Molecule: messenger RNA, 1845 nt
Organism: Pomacea canaliculata
Lineage: Eukaryota; Metazoa; Mollusca; Gastropoda; Architaenioglossa; Ampullariidae
Product: homologous-pairing protein 2 homolog
Exons: 9
Coding region: 207-749 (180 amino acids)
Biological process (GO): meiotic strand invasion involved in reciprocal meiotic recombination; homologous chromosome pairing at meiosis; meiotic joint molecule formation
Cellular component (GO): condensed nuclear chromosome; DNA recombinase auxiliary factor complex
Molecular function (GO): recombinase activator activity; double-stranded DNA binding
Source: RefSeq, a predicted model, not a curated record
AGUUUCUGUUUGGUUUCCGUCGCUACAUUCAUUUGUAAAUCUAUGGACUCGCAACACGGACGAAAUGUUUGAUUCUUCGUCCUUGCUCGUAAGCAAUGAGGACAAUCGUGAGGCCAGUGUAGUGAUGCUACAUAGCUUGCAAAGCUGUGUUAGAAUACCUGAUACAACAAAAUCGUCCAUACAGUGCUCAGGAUGUUUUCCAGAACAUGGGAAAAGAUCUGGGAAAAACAGCUGUUGUCAGAGCACUGGAAACACUUGCAGAAACCAAACAAAUAAAGGAAAAGAUAUAUGGCAAACAAAAAGUAUAUGUUGCUGACCAGAGUCAGCUUCCUGCUCUAAAUGAAAAUGAAAUAAAAGCGAUGGACCAACAGAUUACACAGCUGACAGGACAACUUCAGCAGAGUCAGGUUGAGACACAGAGACUUGAAGGAGAGUUACAAAACUACAAAAGUCUGCUCUCUACAGAAGAGGCUAAAGCAGAACUGCAGAAAACAAUCAGAGAUGUUGAACAGCUGACAGCGAAAAUCCAGCAGCUAAAAGAAGGACGAGUACUAGUGUCCAAGGAGGACAGAGAAAAGGUUUUGAAGAGAAGAAACCAUUAUGUUAAAGAGUGGAGGAAACGGAAGAGAAUUUCAAUGGAUAUUGUUGGUGCAGUUCUGGAAGGUUACCAAAAGACAAAGAGACAACUACUUGAAGAGAUUGGCAUUGAAACAGAUGAAGACCACAGUGUUGUGCCUCCUGAUAUCUGAAGUGCAUUUAGUUUAGGCUGUCACAGUUGUCUUAGGACUUUUUCUUUGUCAUGUUAUACGCUGUUUGUAAAGCUUUGAAAAAUGAAAAUGUUGUCAUUGUAAUUUUGAAUAUGAAAAUUGAAAUAGUGGCAAUCAUCUCUCUUAUUUUCUUUGUUUAAUGGAGCAUCAUAUACUCCACUGGUAUGCUAUAAGGCAAAUCAGAGUCAAGAACUUUUGGCAUCUUGUCAGAGCAUAGCACUACCACAAAUCCUCUAUAAAAAUGUAAAUUUUUAAUCAAUUCUUUUACAAAGAACUCUGAGCAUAUAUACACACACAGGAUGUCCCCAAAUAAUUAUAAAGGCAGUGUGUAUUAAUAUACAUUUGUUAAAAUGUAAUUCAAUGUACUGAGAUUAUUUGUUUGUUAAUGCCUAUUUUCAAGCCAGUCUCCAUUCUGAGUGAGACACUGCUGAUACAUGAAUGUAAUUGCAAACAUCAAGAAACUGUUCUCAAACUGCAAAUUCAAAUUUUAAUAAAUUUUAGUGGGUGAAAUCUGAAAGAAAGAAACAUUAACUGUACCAUCAGCUGUUUAAAUAUAUAUAUAUUAUUUGAAGAAUGUGCACACAGAAAGAGAUGGUCAUAAACAUAAUUCAGCAAUAGUUUAAAUUUAAUACUCUGGAUUAUUUAGACAGAAUGCAAUCAGUUGCAAAUACUUGCAGGAAAAACUAAUCAAUGAGCCUGCUUUUGCAAUGUUGAAAGGGAAAAGUUUAAUUAUUGAUACUGACCGUUUUCCAAACCCAGAACAGCAAUGUUUAAAACCUUUAACAAAACCAACUCAUUUGAAAAUAUUACACUCGGGAUGACAUUUAAAUGUUAUGCACGGGGAAAUAUUAAUAUUGCCUUCAGUAUCAUAUUUCUGUAGUUUGUUAUCAGUAUUGGAUAAUGUACUCACUAUUAUUGCAGUAUUAGAUAAUGUAUCUAGAUAAGAAUGUGUGAUCUUUAUUCCUGCGGAAUCAUGUUUAUCGCAUGGAAACAAAAUACAUCCAUCGCGAACAGUACUGCAUUUCAUCAAAAAAAUUUCCUUCCUAGUACGCACUUAUUAAGAUAGGUUGCUAUUUUU